Messenger RNA from Xenopus tropicalis (tropical clawed frog), 1686 nucleotides. RefSeq names its product alpha-1,4-N-acetylglucosaminyltransferase. Lineage: Eukaryota; Metazoa; Chordata; Amphibia; Anura; Pipidae. Gene Ontology annotation, molecular function: hexosyltransferase activity; UDP-glycosyltransferase activity. Gene Ontology annotation, cellular component: membrane. The record is from RefSeq and is a predicted model, not a curated record. The coding region runs from base 88 to 1113 and encodes 341 amino acids. The transcript is spliced from 3 exons.
CAUUGGAUUUUGAGUGCCAAGCUUGGACCAGAUACAUUUCUAGUGCUCCAAAAGGUGGACUGUCAUAAACAAAUACAUAUUAGAAGGAUGAAUCGAUUAAAGGUGUUUGGCUUUCUAGUUUCUGCAAUAACCUUGGGUUUCAUCUACAAGACCACCAAAAAGCAAUCAAUCCUUCCUUAUAUUCUUUCCUCCAUCUCAACCCCCUUUACCAACACCAGUAUAAAUCCACAGGGAAUUCUAAAAGAAGGGAAUGGGAUUAUAUUUUUGGAGACUACAGACAGAAUGGAGCCACCAUCUUUAGUGCUGUGUGCUAUUGAGUCAGCGGCCCGUGUGUACACUGAUAGACCGGUGGUUUUCUUCAUGAAAGGUUUGACUGACAUUAACACAGAAGAGGAUGAGAAACAAGCAAAGAAAACAUUUCCAUCUCUGUCAUCUUUUCAGAAUGUCUACAUCUUCCCACUCAGAAUGCAGGAAUUAUUUAAGGAUACACCACUCCUCAAGUGGUUUCUGAAGGCUGAUCCUAAAAAAGAAAAGUUCUGGAUCCAUAACCUCUCAGAUGGCUGCAGGAUGGCUAUGAUGUGGAGAUAUGGUGGUUUUUAUUUUGAUUCUGAUGUCAUUUCAAUACGACCAAUCCCAGAAAUAAACUUUCUGACUGCCGAGCAUGACCAGACAUCUGGCAGUAGUGUUUUUGGUCUCACUCCUCAUCACAGUUUUGCCUGGACAAGUUUGAAUGACUUUGUACAGAAUUACAAUGGAAAUGUGUGGGGAAAUCAAGGCCCAACUCUGUUUACACGGGUUCUGAAACAGUCAUGUGAAUUAUCUGCCUUUAAAUCUCUAGACAAUAUUGUAUGUGGAAAUAUCUCCUUCCUGCACCCUGAGCGCAUCUAUCCUAUAUCAUAUGGAGGCUGGAAAAGAUACUUUGAGGUUUGGGAUAAAAUACCAACUUUUGAUAAUUCGUAUGCUUUGCAUCUCUGGAAUUAUAUGAAUAGCGGUGAGAAGAAGACUGUAGUUAUAGGGAGUAAUACAUUAGUGGAGAACCUCUAUAAACAGUAUUGCCCAUCAAUUUAUGGACUUCUUGCAGAAAAUGCAACAACAGCAAAUCAACACACGUAGAUAUUCAGCAAACCAAGAAUGAAAGUUUUGUUUGCCUUUUUAUACAUCUUUAUAAGGAUUUCCUUUUGUAUUUUCAGUAUCAGAUGAAAUGAAGUUAUAACAAUAAACAUGAGUUUUAAAAUGUUUGUAUGCAACCAAAUGGUUGUAAUCUCCCAAAUGAUCAUUUAUAUGUUGUAUUCCUAAUGUAAAACACUAGGAUUUAUAAAGGGCCCAGGAGGGCCUGAAACUUUGCCCUUGUAAAUUUGCCCUGUACAUAUGUAUAUGGGCUUAAUAAAUCACCUUUACUCCACACAUAUCAUUAUUCUGCUAUAGGAUUUUUUUCUACAAAAAAUUGAAUUGUAAAAAAAUGUUCCCAGAAUUUUCUUUCAUGUUUUUUUCAUUUGUUUAAUUAAUAAAUCUUUUCCUAAGGUUCUGAAAAUUUUUUGAUAUUCCAAAAUGCUUCAUGACUUUUAGAGAAUGCAAAACAUUUUAUUAAUCUUGCUAAUAAAUCAAAUCAUUUCUCCACCUUUAUCCUACUGUCCCAAGAAACUGCUCUGCUCCAAUUCUUUCCAAUAAAAAGUAAUGGCAUCUUUA